Messenger RNA from Orussus abietinus, 845 nucleotides. RefSeq names its product protein-glutamate O-methyltransferase. Gene Ontology annotation, molecular function: phosphatase activity. Lineage: Eukaryota; Metazoa; Arthropoda; Insecta; Hymenoptera; Orussidae. The transcript has 3 exons. The record is from RefSeq and is a predicted model, not a curated record. Bases 377 to 826 code for a protein of 149 amino acids. Gene Ontology annotation, cellular component: cytoplasm; nucleus. Gene Ontology annotation, biological process: DNA damage response.
UCGGGUAUCAGAGGCCCGUAUCCUUCUGGGCCCCUAUGGGGACAUCUGUAUUCUUUACAGGGGUAGGCGACCCCGUGGAUAAUUGCACGUCACAGUGCAUACAUAAAUGCGCACGUCCAUGCAUUCACAUGUGUUGCUGACUCGGAGAUAAGUCGGGACGUUGAGAUAGUAUAAAAGUUAUUUUCCACGUCUGGAGAAAAGUCGCAAACAAUAUUGAAUCGUUAUCAUUACGUAAAAAUAGACAAUGCCCACACGAUUCCCCUCGUGCAAAUCAAAUGUGUUAGAGCAAUAAUCAUUCGUUGCUGCUUCAUCUGUUUUCUGUCAGUUGUAUACCUGCUCUUCCUAUUUGUUCUCUGUGCAAACAAUUUCAACGAAAAUGUCAGCAACGUUAAGUUCACAGGAUACUAUUUCUGGUUUGCUGGAUAUCACGACUCCCCUAAAUAGUGCCUUCAAGGGGAUUUAUAUGCGGAGUUAUGCUUUCGUUACGAUGAAAGAUCGACUGCCUGGAAUCUUAACUAAAGUGACCGAUAUUUUAAGUCGAGAUAAAGAGGAAAUAGGCAGCAAAUACGGGAAGGAAUCGCUGGAGGAAUUGAAAGAUGUUAUAGAACGUAUUAAUGAAUUGAAAAAUGAAAUCGUCACAAAUAAACCACUGAAGCCGUUAACUCCUGUUCCCGAUGAUGGCAAUGAUGAUUCUAAAAUAUGGAAUAACUAUCUUGAAGAAACUACCAAAAGAGAGGGGCAGGUUCCUAAUUGGUUUCAAGCAACCUGGCUGUAUAGCGAGGGUUACAUGUAUCGCAGGCUUGCACAGGAGUUCGCCCUCACGUAAGAUACUUGUUAAUAUUGUA